CCCAAUAUUCUGCCCGCACCCCUAAGGAAGGUCUCGUGGUAAGAAUGCAAAAGCAUUCAAAAACUGGAGAAAGAAAAGGCUGGUUUACUUCCUUAAUUAAUUAGAGCUAUGGACCAAUCUUAAACUUUUUCCAGACAAUUGGGAUUCAGUUUCUUGAAAGGCCAAAGUUCAUCCAUAGGCAGAGCAACUUGAGCUCAUGUAUAGAGUAGAGGGCCCCCACCCCAUUCCUCGUGACAAGACCCCCAAGAAAGCUUUUGCAUUAGAGACAGAAAAGCAAGCUAAAGAAGCCUAGGGCAAGCUUUUGACCUGUAGGUGAAGCCCACACGGGGUGGCGUGCAUGGUGGAGUUGAGCUGCAUAUGACAAACUGAGAUUCCGUGAGGCAAGAUCGAGAACAACGAGAACUGUUGUCUUGGUUUCUUGACUUUAGUAUAUGCAGAUCAUGGACUCAUUUAAACCACUAGUAGAGAGAGAGAUAGAUGGAGAUGGGAGUGCAACUUGGGGAGAAAAUUUUACACCAACUUGGCCUCUCGUUUCCUAUAAAUAGAUACGUUUGGAACAUCAGUAGCUGCAAGCGGUAAGCUUAAACAGCCUCUGAAUUAACCAAGCCAUGGCCUUGAAAACCCUGAUGUAUGUUUGCCUCUUGGUCGCUGCAAUGGCAUUGGCAGCCCCAAUGGCCGAAGCCCAGCUAGGUGGGCUUAUCAGCGGCCUCCUUGGCUUGAUUCGAAUCCAAGAUACUGUAUUUUGCACUAUGGAUGGCAACAUGGGCGUGAAUGGCACUGCAACCCCAGUUUUCCCUAAUGCCCUGGUGCAGCUGCAGUGUGGAGCUGGGAACGUGGUUUCCAGUGCAACAACCAAUGGAUCCGGCGUAUUCUCAAUCCUGUUGGACCCGCUGCAAUUUCUUCUCCCUUCACUGCUGAACAACUGCAACCUAGCAGUCAAAACCCCUCUCUCCAAUUGCAACGCCGCGCUGCCAUCCGUCGGGGGAUUGAUUUCGUCCUUACAGUCUCUAGGAAGCACCCUCGUCGGGCUCCUCAACAUCAUCAACAUUGUCCCUGCAGGAUUUCGGCUCUUACCAUCAACUUAACCAUCUGGAUAUCCAUUUAAACAUAAACAUUUCACCGAAUAUAUCCAUAAAUAAGGUUGGCCAUUUCUAAUGUUAAUGACCACCACAAUUUGAUAUUUCUUUCUCUUAAGAUUUAAACAAAAAUUGUGUGCUUUAUGAAAGUAUUGUAACCCCUACUAGCUUUCCCAUGGAAUAAAGUUGAUAUUUAGU
Molecule: messenger RNA, 1274 nt
Organism: Theobroma cacao (cacao)
Lineage: Eukaryota; Viridiplantae; Streptophyta; Magnoliopsida; Malvales; Malvaceae
Product: phylloplanin-like
Source: RefSeq, a predicted model, not a curated record